UGCAGACGUUACUUUGACGUUGCCAUAUACAAGUCUGGCAAACACAAAAGCAGGCCGCUUCCCCCGCAAACCCCCAAACUCCUAAGCAUCGUCGCUCUUGGGCUUGUUCGGCAUGCUUGUCUGGUUGCAGCCAUCAUACCGCUGUCAACAUGGCGAUCACAGCCUCACAAGACCAUGCCUUGGUGACGACUGAGAGAGUGACCUCGGUGUUUUCUGUUCUUGGCGCCGCAUUCAUCAUUGCAACCUUUCUUUCAGACAGCAAGUUUCGGAAACCCAUCAACCGGCUGGUGUUCUAUGCAGCAUGGGGGAAUCUGUUUGCCAACGUGGCGACUCUGAUCGCGAGAUCCGGCAUCAAGUUGGGGUUAACAUCCCCAUUGUGUCAGUUCCAGGGCUUUUUGAUUCACUGGUUCCUGCCUGCUGAUGCCCUGUGGACCUUUGCCAUGGCGUGCAAUGUCUACCUCUCCUUCUUUCGACAGUACGAUGCAUCGCAACUUCGAAGCCUCGAGUGGAGGUACCUGGGAGCGUGCUAUGGCGUUCCUUUCAUUCCAGCGUUUGUGUUUCUGUUUGUCAGUUCCGGCGACAAGGGCAAAGUGUAUGGAGACGCGGUGCUCUGGUGCUGGGUCUCGACGGAAUGGAACGCGCUCCGAAUUGCCACCUUUUACGGCCCGGUUUGGCUGAUCAUUCUCGUGACCAUGUUUAUAUACGUCAAGGUAGGCGUGGUGGUCUUUCGAUGGCGCAAGCAACUCCUGUCCUUGAAUCAGAGUGAGGGCAUGGUCGGUAUUCCGUCCAAUGGCUAUGCGAUGAAUCAACUGCCGACCUCUCCUGUGUCUCCAAAAACCUACGAAGUCACCAUCAGCAGUCAAGUUCCCCAUUCACCCGAACCGAAGCAGCAGCGACAUCUGAGCUCGCCGCGGAGUACCUACCAUGAGGAUGCGUCGCCUACCAAUGCAAACCACGCACGGUUUCCUUCCAUCCAGGAAACGGCUUUUCCCCAAACGAAUACCAAUGUGGUUGUAGAGAGACCACCGAUCAGGACACUGGACGCGAACAAGGCAACUAUGAGUUACUGCAAGACGGCCAUGUUGUUCUUCCUUGCUCUCCUCUGCACAUGGGUUCCCUCUACCAUCAACCGCGUGUACACAUUGGUCCGGCCAGAUGACUCUGUCUUCGGGCUCGACUUUGCCUCGGGGUUGGUUCUUCCUCUGCAGGGAUUUUGGAACACCAUCAUCUACGUUGUUACCAGCUUGCCUGCGUGCCAAACACUCUGGGAGGAGACCAGAGCCAAUCUCUUCGGCCCCCGAGCCGGUCGUCCCGAUAGAACAACACCCGCACUCGCACUGUCCAAACACAAUCACCGAGUACUUGGCUCCCACGACACGAGAGCAGAUAUUAUGAUGAGCAUGGGCGGGAAGAAGCGAGUUGUUAGCUACAGAAAUCAGGACGAUGUUGAUAUGGGACAAGAGAUGAUGGGUUCCAGUCCGACAUUUGCACACGCCAGAUGAGAAACGAAGGAGGCCACAGUUGUAUGUAAUAUCUUGUACGCUAGUAAGGAGAAUGACCUAAAGGACUCGAGGGAUUUGGAGUCUAAUGAAUGACAAUAUCCUGGGAGAAGCGGUACUUUUGCGCAAGCCUUGUAAGGGGCCUCAACCCAUCUUCAGGAACCAAAGCAGAU
Molecule: messenger RNA, 1672 nt
Organism: Cladophialophora immunda
Lineage: Eukaryota; Fungi; Ascomycota; Eurotiomycetes; Chaetothyriales; Herpotrichiellaceae
Exons: 4
Coding region: 150-1502 (450 amino acids)
Biological process (GO): cell surface receptor signaling pathway; adenylate cyclase-activating G protein-coupled receptor signaling pathway
Cellular component (GO): plasma membrane
Molecular function (GO): G protein-coupled receptor activity
Source: RefSeq, a predicted model, not a curated record